This is a messenger RNA of Neocloeon triangulifer, 850 nucleotides long. RefSeq lists its product as uncharacterized. The record is from RefSeq and is a predicted model, not a curated record. The transcript has 4 exons. Bases 105 to 782 code for a protein of 225 amino acids. Lineage: Eukaryota; Metazoa; Arthropoda; Insecta; Ephemeroptera; Baetidae.
UGUCAUUUAAAAAAAAAUGUUAACGUGAGAUUAGUUUGAUUAUAAAAAUCAAGCUAGUCGUCACACGUAUUUUUUAGAACACCUUGUUAUUCUCAAUUUGUGCCAUGAUGAACACGAAAUACGCAAUUUUUGUGCUACUAAUUUCAACAGCCUCUGUGCUGGCUGCCGUCGACACUGAUCGUGACUUGAACUCUGACAUUGUGUCGGCUCAAACUAAGUUGGGAAGUUUCAUCAAUGAGGCCAUUAAAUUCCGCACUACUUAUCAACUCAUUUUGGAAGCAGACGUCAGGCUGGAAGUCCACAACAACUUUGAGCAAAUUUAUUCUUUGAUGCAACAACUGCAGGUGGAUCAAGCGACCAUUGACAAUAUUAAAGCCAGUGCUAAUCAAGACGUGGCAGUUUUUGCGUUGGAAACAUCAAAUCUGGAUGACGCAAAUCUUCUCCUAAUUAAUGACGCAUACCUUAUCAACGUUGACCUGAGAACAGCUGACCUUGGAAGUGCCAACGAAACGUUCUACCAGUGGAACAAUGAUAUCGACCUUUUCAACCGGAGAUACACAAUCUACCUCGUUUCUUUGCAAAUCAUUGGCAACUCAAUAGAGCUUCAGGUUGUUUCUGCAAUCACUGGAUUGGACGGGCCUGAGGUCACUGCCAUUUACAGUCUUUUGCAGAAAACCAACGACCGAAUCAAUGCAGAUGCUGAGCUAAUGCAGAGGGAGCUGGUUUUGUACAAUAAUUACAUAACAGAGGCAAUAUUGGCUGUUUACAGCCUCUUGCAUUAAAUCAUGAAAUUGUAACGUGUUGGAAGAAUGCUGAACGAGCGAAUUAAAUAAAUGGAAGGUUAAUGUCA